AUGGUUAAAUAUGUUGUUAUAGUGAACGUCGCCAGUCGUAUGGACACGAAUGGACUGAUCGAUCGGAUCCAUACAACGGAAGAAGUGGGCAAAAUCUUGAUCGAGCUCAAUUUCCCAUAUAAGCCCGUAUGCAGGGGUGCUAUGAAUAUAAAGGGGAAGGGAAUGAUGUCUACUUAUCUCAUCGAUUCAAACCAGAAGGUUAUGAUUGAAGAAUAUUUAGGAUUCUUCUGA
This is a messenger RNA of Medioppia subpectinata, 231 nucleotides long. The record is from the annotation of a GenBank genome assembly. NCBI's taxonomy places the organism in Eukaryota, Metazoa, Arthropoda, Arachnida, Sarcoptiformes, Oppiidae.